GUGUCGACGUUGAAAUUUAAGUUGGACCAUGAAAAUCGACUCUAUUGACCAUCUAUUUACCCAUCUCUGAUAUUAUUUUGAAAUACACAAUUUAUGAGUGUAAACGGAGUAAUUAAUGCUUCAACUCAUAUGUUCCAACAUUUUGUUAUGAUGUGGUCCAUCGGUAUAUCAGAUUCGCGUAACAGAGAAAGUAUGGGAAUGCGUGAUUUAUUUAUCUGCGGUCAAUGGGGUCAUAAUUAAUGCGUCCUCUACAGUUGGUUACUAUAGAAUACCGGUAGAGGGUACUGAAUGCCACGUUAUAUCGGAAGACUGGAAGGGUGAUUCGUUUGACAUAUACUUAAUCAGGUUUCACGCCUAUUUUCCACUGUGGAAAUAAAGUCAACUGGAGUUAAGUUUUCAUUACAUACUUGCAGGAUGAAACGUGGAGCAUUAUUAGUUUUGGAAGGAUGCGAUCGAGCUGGAAAAUCUACACAAGUUAAAAAACUUGUAGGGGCUUUAAAUGAUUAUGGAAUUCCUACCGAAGCCAGAGUCUUCCCAAAUAGAAAAACAGAAAUAGGACAAAUGAUUUCACGUGUUUUAACGAAUAAAAUGGAACUUCCACUAGAAGCAGCGUAUCUAUUGUUUUCUGCAAAUCGAUGGGAAUGUAGUAAAGAUAUUAUAGAUAGUCUGGAAGCUGGUAUAACACUUGUAGUUGACAGGUAUGCUGCAUCGGGUGCAGCAUAUGCUGCUGCAACCACUGACUUGGAUAUUUCUGUGUGUAAAACAUGUGACACUGGUCUCCCACAACCCGAUGCUGUCUUUUUACUUGAGUUAAGCUCAGAAACGCAAGUUAAAAGAAGCAAGUUUGGAGAAGAAAAAUUUGAACGUGAGCAAAUACAGAAGAGGGUUGCUCAAAAUUUUAAGGAACUUAAAGAUGACUCAUGGACAAUAAUAGAUGCAAAUGGUGACAUUGAAACAAUACAUAAAACUCUAUUAAAAGAGGCACUGAAAAUUGUUUCUGCGGUUAAUAACAAUCCAAUAAAACAGUUGUACUUAAAAUAAGUCUGAUGAUACCUAAUUUGUUUUAAACAGUGUUUCUGUACAUUACUAAGUUUAGGAAGUGAAUUGAAUCGGCAUUUUGUGAAUGAUUUUGUUAUAAAAAUAUAAACAUGCAAUGAAGCAUAUUACUUUAAGCGUGCGUAAAUUUAUAAUGUCAUUUACAGCUGGUGCGUUUUAUAAAAUUAAUGACUUCAUACAAAGGCACAAUGAGUAAUAAACCGAGCCUGUUCUAUUCAUAAUUAUGAUUAAAUUUUAUAAUACGUUGGCUUACCGAAAAUUCGUUCAUACAGGUCUCUCGUUUUGUUCGUUCGCAAUGGAUGAUAUCAGCCUCCAGCAUUUCUUAAAGGUUUAGAAAAUAACCUGUUUAACUUCAUCCAUUGUUUUUCUCUUUUUUCUCUCAUUAAAUUACGCCAAGGUACAAUAAUUAGCCAACUUUGUUUCCUAUUCUGUUAGCUUUAUGUAAUUUAACCCUUUAAUUUAGCCGCAUUCCUUAUAAAUGUACACGCGUAAAACUAAUUAAAACAGUGCGAAAAGUUACCGAAAA
Cephus cinctus (wheat stem sawfly) is the source of this 1582-nucleotide messenger RNA. Its product is annotated as thymidylate kinase. Gene Ontology annotation, cellular component: cytosol; mitochondrion; nucleus. The transcript is spliced from 3 exons. Gene Ontology annotation, biological process: dUDP biosynthetic process; dTTP biosynthetic process; dTDP biosynthetic process. NCBI's taxonomy places the organism in Eukaryota, Metazoa, Arthropoda, Insecta, Hymenoptera, Cephidae. The record is from RefSeq and is a predicted model, not a curated record. The coding region runs from base 415 to 1041 and encodes 208 amino acids. Gene Ontology annotation, molecular function: dTMP kinase activity; ATP binding.